GUGUUGCUUGUGCUUCCCGUUAUUCGGAAACAGCCCGUAAUGCGCGUUUCAAACAUACCUGCCAGGUACCUAACCUAAUGUAAUGAACAUCUAUGACGACCAUGGAGACUCACCCCGUACCCGCUACUCGCAGCUUUGCAGUCAUCUUCGUCCUCGGACCUCCCGGUGGCGGAAAAGGGACUCUCUGUGCUCAUCUGGCGCAAACACAUAACUUGGCACACUACUCUGUUGGCGACGGUCUCCGCAGUUGGAUGCGCGAAAACCGUACCACGGAGCUUGCAGUCAGGAUACAAGACAAGCUAGACAACCAGGGAUUCCUUACCUCACAAGAUUUAAAUCCGUUUAUCUGCUGGGCAAUUAAAGAUGCUAUCAACCAACAAGAUAAACAAGAUCAGCCAAGACCCCAAGGCAUUCUGAUAGAUGGCUUUCCGAGGUGCAUAGAGCAACUAGAAUCCUUCAACGUAUGGCCGUUCCAGGAUGAACUGCCACUUGCCCCAAGCAGCGCCGGUUGGACGAGAGAGAACGCGAAACCGGAUGUUGUGCUACGCGUCGACGUUGCCAAGCAAAAUGCGAGGAUGCGGUAUCUAGCCCGGGCACGGGAUGGCAACGACAGCGAGGACAAGUUCGAGAGGCGUUUCGCUGAAUACGAGGCAGAAACCAUACCGGUUGAGGAAGUGUAUCGGCAACGCGGUAUCUUGAUUGAUGUUGAUGCGAAUGGGACGAAAGAGGAGAACGUUAAUAAGAUGACAGAGGCGCUUGACAAAAAUGCCUUAUGGCAGAAGAUUGUCCUUGAAGCAAGUAUAGAGCCACAUUUUAUUGUAUGACAGGUACAGGUUAUGAUGGAAGCGUUGCGAAUCGCGGGGGGUUUGGCGUUCAACACAAGGCCGAUUUGGUCGUAGCACAAACCAGAUACCAAUACCAAAUGGUACAUUGUCA
Molecule: messenger RNA, 936 nt
Organism: Daldinia caldariorum
Lineage: Eukaryota; Fungi; Ascomycota; Sordariomycetes; Xylariales; Hypoxylaceae
Product: P-loop containing nucleoside triphosphate hydrolase protein
Exons: 3
Coding region: 93-824 (243 amino acids)
Biological process (GO): nucleobase-containing compound metabolic process
Cellular component (GO): cytoplasm
Molecular function (GO): ATP binding; AMP kinase activity
Source: RefSeq, a predicted model, not a curated record